GGGGCAUCAGACCCCUUCCUGCUCUGACUUUAUUGGGCCUCUGAAUCAAGCAAGACCCCACUGGACCACCAAAGAGUUAAGCAAAGGAAAUCCCCGGCUCCUUUCAUCUCCGCAGAACCCAGAGGCUGGAGGGGAGGGCGCUGGGAGGAGGAGAAGUGGGAAGCCAGCUCAGCCGGCUCCCUCUGCCCGCCCUCCCUCCCUCCGCCCUGCCUCCAUCCCUUCCUCCCUGCCUCCGCGGCUGGGCCUGGGGGCCUGGGCCAGCAACAAGUGAUGAUUGCAGACAUGGGCCAAGGAGCCAGAGGCCGCCCAGAGGCCCGGGGUCCAGGAGCCGCUGUGUGAGGCCGCGGGACACAGGGUCGCCAUGGGGAUAGCUGCCCCGGGCCUCCUCUCGACAGUCCUCCUGCUUCCUCUCCUGGUGUCUGGGGUCCCUACCGAGGAGCCCGCCUCUGGGGAAACUGUGGCCUCCAGUCCCCCUGGGCACUGUCGGCGGUGCUGUGACUCUGAGGACCCCCUGGUCCCUGCCGACGCUGCAGAUGUGUCCUCGGCCUCUCCGUCCGCCCUCCCAUGUGUGCUGCCUGAGGUCAGGCCCUUCAUUAACAUCACCAUCCUGAAGGGUGACAAAGGGGACCGCGGUCUGCUGGGCACUCCUGGGAAGCUGGGCAAGGAGGGUCCCCGGGGGGAGCGCGGCCCGCAGGGCCCCAAGGGCGCCAAGGGGCAGGCGGGCAGCCCCGGUGGCCCGUGCCAGACGCGCUUCUCGGCCUUCUCGGUGGGCCGCAAGACGGCCCUGCACAGCAGCGAGGGCUUCCAGCCGCUGCUGUUCGACACGGUCUUCGUGAACCCGGACGGGCACUUCGACCUGGCCGCCGGCCGCUUCGUGGCCCCGCUGCGCGGCCUCUACUUCUUCAGCCUCAACGUGCACAGCUGGAACUUCAAGGAGACCUACGUGCACGUCGUGCACAACGAGGCGGCGGCCGUCAUCCUGUACGCGCAGCCCAGCGAGCGCAGCAUCAUGCAGAGCCAGAGCGUGAUGCUGGCCCUGGCGCCCGGGGACCGCGUCUGGGUGCGGCUCUUCAAGCGCGAGCGGGACAACGCGGUCUACAGCGACGAUGUGGACACCUACAUCACCUUCAGCGGCCACCUCAUCAAGCCCGAGGACGAGUAGGGCCUCCAGCAGGGCGGCCCCGGGGCGUGGCCGUGGGCACGUCCAUCCCCUGAAGGGCCUCGGUUUGCUCCUCGGUAGCGUGCGCCCCGGGGCCUGGCAUCCUCCUGAUCUCCUUUUCUUUUCUUCCCUCCGUCACCCCUCCCAGCCUGUUUCUGCCUCUCUCCUCUCUCGGACAUAUUUUAAGAAGUUCUAACCUAAGUAUUCUGGAACUUUCCUAACGUUUUAGACCAGCACUUCUCAAACUUGAGUGUGCGUGUGAAUCACCCAGGGAUCGUGCUAAAAUGCAGAUUCAAACUCAGCAGAUGUGGAGUGGGCCCAGGAGUCUGCAUUUCUAGUAAGUUCCUGAGUGAUGCUGAUGCUGCUGGUCCGUGGACCACACUUGAGUAACCGGAUUCUAGAACAUUCACAACAUGCUAGUACUUUCUGAACAUUCUGGAGUCUUCCAAACAUUCUAGAAUCUUCUCAACAUCCUUAUAUUCUCUCAUCCCUCUAGGACUCCCUCGUCUCUGUUCUCUUCUUCUCUUCUCCCCCUUCCCCCUUCUCUCUCACUCUCGUCGGCACCCCGACCUGUGCAGCCGCCAUUCGUUUAUUCAUUCAUCGAACACUCACCGAGCACUCACUCUGUGCCAGGCUCUGGGAGAGCUGAGGUGAAUCAGACACAGGCCCUGCCCUCGGUGAGCGCCCAGUCCAGCCAGGGCAGGGGGAUAGGAUUCUGAAACCAGACCCCGAGAGACACACGGGGCUCUGAUCACAUCCGUCUGUUCUGGGCAUUCAGGCACUGGGCCCCUCAUUACCCACCACUCCCCAAGGCUGGUGGGACAGGGUCCCUGUGAUGGGGGGUUAUCCCCUGCCCCUUCCUUUCCUUCCUGCCCAAUGCCCGUCACUAAAGCAAACCCCACAGGGGCCUUGGUCAGGGCAAGGGUGCUGUGUGGGGAGGGCUGGGGGCUUGAGGGCAUUUUGGGGGUGAGAGAGGCCCCUGGGGAGGGAGCCCAGACCCACAGCUCCCCACCCAGCUGGAACGGUAACGGCGAGGGCUCCUGCCCCCUCACGGCAUCCCCUCCCUGCCCGCUCCCGGGCUCUGUCAGGGCCUUGCUCAGCCAGCCCUGCCAAAGCACUCGGGCCUCAGUUCUCCAGGCCCCCAGCCUCUGUCAGACAUGGACGUCUGUCCCCAGGUGCUCUCGGACCCUCCCUGGCCACUCUCGCAGGCCCAGUGCCCCCGCUCCCCAGGCUUUGUUAAGGUGCUAGGCGUGGUGGGCAGCUGCCGCCCAGCAGAGCCUCCUCGGGCCUGGUGCUGCCUCCACAGACGCCGCUGGGCAGUGGCCGGGACGGAAGGCACCAGGCUUUGGAGCCCUCAGCUGGUCUGGGGAACUGAAGCGGGCAACACUCCAGGCCAGUCAGGGGACCCUCCUCUGAGCCGUGAUACCAAGAGAGGCCCUGGCGAGGCAGAGGCCAAGUAAGGGGCAUCGGGCUUUCUGUCCCUCUCUCUCCCGGGUGGCCUGAGCCCCUCCCCAGAGGGAGACGGCCUCCGCGCAUUGGUGCUUCUGCAGACUCCGGGGCAGAGGUGGCCCCGGUGGUCUCUGGUGCUCACUCAUAGCCGAGGGGACCGUGGCUGCGUGGUACGUGGCUGGGAGGUGGCAGCAGGCCUGACCAAGUGCCACAAGGCCGGUGCUAUACACCCGCCCCGGCCCAACUUGGCCCCUGCCUUGCUUGUCCGACGUGAUUAAAGGAUGUGUGUCU
Messenger RNA from Diceros bicornis minor, 2899 nucleotides. RefSeq names its product C1q and TNF related 6 (gene C1QTNF6). Gene Ontology annotation, molecular function: protein binding. The coding region runs from base 362 to 1162 and encodes 266 amino acids. The transcript has 3 exons. The record is from RefSeq and is a predicted model, not a curated record. Lineage: Eukaryota; Metazoa; Chordata; Mammalia; Perissodactyla; Rhinocerotidae.